CGUCACUCAGCCCAGCAAACAUUGAGUCACGCGUUGAAUUGUGGGUAGAUAGCGUAUAUAAAACCUCGCGCGGCUGCUCGAGAUAAACUGAAGACGAGACAAGCUCUGACGUCAUACACAAGCGAAGAGAGGGACCAGCGGCUCUAUAAACAUGAACGUUUAUACCACGGGUCAGCAGUGGGUUAUCGCCCUUGUUUUGAUGACCAUAUGCAUCACGGAGGUUUUUUCUCAGGGUAGCCACUACAAACGGGUGUGUUACUUCACCAACUGGUCGAAGUACCGACUUGGCCAGGCAAAGUUCACGGCAGAUAAGAUAGAUCCGUUCCUCUGCACCCACUUGAUCUUUGCCUUUGGGGACUUUGAUGACAACGGAAACAUUCGUAAACUGGACGAAUAUCACGACACCAAAGAUUUUGAAACAUUUAAAUCACUGAAACAACAAAACACCGAGCUAAGGACAUUGCUAGCUAUUGGAGGAUGGAAUUUCGGAAGCAUCAAGUUCUCCAAUAUGGCCGGCAAUCCUAUGACCCGGAAGACAUUUGUGUCCAGUACUGUCAGCUAUCUGAGGUCAAACGGCUUUGAUGGCCUUGACAUUGAUUGGGAAUACCCGGCAGAGAGAGGGGGAACACCAUCAGAUAAACGUAAUCUGGUGACCUUGUGCAAGGAGCUGAAGGAUGCCUUCAUCACGGAGAGUCAGCAGGAGGGGAGAGAGCCCCUCCUCCUCACAGCAGCAGUCCCCGCCAGCCGAUACAAGGGGGAGGUGGGCUACGAAGUUCCAGCUCUCAACAACUACCUCGACUUCUUCAGCAUCAUGACCUACGACUUCCACGGCGGCUGGGAGAACAAUGUGGGACAGAACAGUCCCCUCAGCGCGUCCCCCGUAGAGGAUGGAGAUGACAAAUACCUCAAUAUACGUGAGGCGAUCAAGUGGUGGCACAGUGCUGGUGUUCCUAAACACAAGAUAGUUGUCGGACUGGCAUCGUACGGCCGCAGCUUCAAGCUAACUUCUAGUUCCUAUGGCCUUGGUGCUCCCGCUGUCAAAGGCAUUCCCGGACCUUUCACUCGUGAGGGGGGCUUCUGGGCUUACUAUGAGAUCUGCAUGGAAAUCGACAACGACUUCAACGGCGACCAUAGCGGCACCGUCUACUACGACACAGACCAGGAGGUCCCCUUCUAUGUUAAGGGCAACUUCUGGGUUGGCUAUGACAACGAGCGCAGCAUAAAGGCGAAGACUAAAUGGAUGAAGCAGAACGGUUUUGGAGGCUUCAUGGUGUGGUCCUUAGCCCUGGAUGACUUCAACAAGAUGUGUAACUACACGACCCGUAGCUACCCGCUCAUCCACGCCGCUAUAGAGGAGUUGGGCAACGUGGUCAUGCCAGCCCCCACCCAACGGCCGCCUGUCCGAAACACACCCUCUCCCCGGCGCAGAACACCACGUCCACAGCCCAACGGGGGUGCCGUUAGACCUUCACCCACUGUUGCCACCAACCGUCAGACACCUGGUGUCCAGCCUUUCGUACCUGAUGGAGGAUUCAUCGAAUGCCCAAGCAGAGGGCACCAUUACUUCCCUGAUCAUGCUGACUGCAAGAAGUACAUAGAGUGCCACGAAGGUCAACGUCACUCUAGGGGGUGUCCUAGCGGGCUUCACUGGGAUGUCAAGGUCAACGCAUGUAACUGGGAACACCUCGCUGGCUGCACGACAGGAUAGACAAGAUGGGGGGAUGGCGGCGGAUGGGGUGAGGGUGGUGGAUGGGGUCAGGGUGGGAGGAUGGCACGGGUCCCAGGGUGGGAGGAGAUAGUACAGAGGUAGAUGGUAUACCGCGAGAUGGUAAGGUGUAGGUGUACAUUUUGUUAAGACCUACGUUGUAAAGAUGUGACAGACCAUAUGAGUUUUGUAGCUAAGGAGUGGUACAAAUGCUGGAGACAUGACUUCUGCUGGAGAGGUGAUGAGGGAUGGGGAUUAGUUUAAUUUAAUUAAAUCGACGUUUUAAAGUAUUUUUGGUAAUGAUGGCGUGUGCACAUACAAUUGACCAAUGCAUAAUCAUCUAUAACCUUCCUUGUCAUAAUAUUAACGAUCUAAUCGUGUUGCACAUACGUCAUUUCAGCCCCUUUUAUUUCAAGUUUCAAAAUAAAUGACAAUUUAAUACAUAAUUACGAUUGCUACGUUUCAACAGUGCAUAUUUCAUUUAAUAUUUUAAUAACUUUGUUGCUGUGCUGUUGAAAAUGGUCUAUACACAUAGCGUGUAUAUAGGGAUAGCGUCAUUGGGUUGAGUAUCCUCUCUUGUUUUAUUGCAGUGGAAAUUGACAACCUUCCACCAAUGUGUCAAUUUACUUGUGUCUCUACAUUUCAUAAUGAAAUAUAAUUUUAUAACUGAAAAUUGAUUCUUCAGUUUUUCUCAAAAAUGUGGAUGAGGUUUUGCCAUUUGUAGUACGUCCAAGGUGUCCUCCUUAUUCAUAUAGUCUUUACCUUGAAACGUGUUUAUGAAGUUAGCGUUGUAGUUAAACAGUAAUGACAACGUUUCACCAAAGUGCCAUAUGAAAAUUUAACAUGUGUACGGAUAAGUGUCCACAAAUAUAUUACAAACAAGCUCAAUAUUGCCAAUAUCUCCGCUUAAAUACCAAUCUGCUUCAAUAUUGACAGUAUCGCAGUUUAAAUACAAAACUGGCUCAAUAUUGAUAGUGACAACUUCAAAUACCAAACUGGCUCAAUGUUGACUGUAUUGCAUCUUAAAUAUCUUGCCUCCACAUGUUAUACCGUUUUGUUAAAUAUUUUCAUAUACAUAGAUUUUUCAAUGUGUUGUUUUGUUUCUCAAAAUAAAAGUGUUGUCUUUCAAUUGUA
Haliotis rufescens (red abalone) is the source of this 2839-nucleotide messenger RNA. RefSeq names its product chitinase-3-like protein 1. Gene Ontology annotation, molecular function: chitinase activity; chitin binding. Gene Ontology annotation, biological process: carbohydrate metabolic process; chitin catabolic process. The record is from RefSeq and is a predicted model, not a curated record. Bases 152 to 1708 code for a protein of 518 amino acids. Lineage: Eukaryota; Metazoa; Mollusca; Gastropoda; Lepetellida; Haliotidae. The transcript has 10 exons. Gene Ontology annotation, cellular component: extracellular region.